Molecule: messenger RNA, 2644 nt
Organism: Acanthochromis polyacanthus (spiny chromis)
Lineage: Eukaryota; Metazoa; Chordata; Actinopteri; Pomacentridae
Product: ephrin-B2a-like
Exons: 5
Coding region: 303-1271 (322 amino acids)
Biological process (GO): blood vessel morphogenesis; axon guidance; ephrin receptor signaling pathway
Cellular component (GO): plasma membrane
Molecular function (GO): ephrin receptor binding
Source: RefSeq, a predicted model, not a curated record
UACGCAUGAGCCUUCAGCCUGUAUGGGCGGACCGGCCGGUCAGCUGAUGACUAAAAUGCUCCACACAAUCUCUGUCCUCAAUACAUGGAUUUCGUCACACGGAUGAUUUUCUAGCCAAUUACGCACAAUGUGGAAGAUUUCACACAACCGCAGCAGGAGGAGGACUCGCUACUUGUUGAGAUUUCGCUCAGGAAUGGCUCCUCUGCGCGCACCUGGAGCCGCCGGACACAUGCAGGGGCGACGCGUUUCUGCCGCUUUUCCCUCUGGUUUAUGAUACCGAAACCUGCCAUCUAACUCCUGUGAUGGGGAGACGCACAUGGAGCUGCGCUGCCGUGAUCCUGCUGGCCGUCAUCUGCUCGUGUCGUGCCGCCACUCUGGAGUCCGUCCACUGGAGCAGCUCCAACGCAAAAUUUGCUUCAGGUCGAGGUCUUGUCCUGUAUCCUCAGAUUGGAGACAAGAUGGACAUCGUGUGUCCUCGCGCUGACGCUUCCCCUGGGGGAAAGGAGGAGUUCUACAGAGUCUACCUGGUCUCCAAAAGUCAGCUUGCGAGCUGCACCAUCGACAAGACCGACACGCCCCUGCUGAACUGUGACAAGCCACACCGGGACGUCAAGUUCACGUUCAAGUUUCAAGAGUUCAGCCCCAACCUAUGGGGUUUGGAGUUCCUCAAGGGGAAGGACUAUUACAUCACCUCCACCUCUACGGGCUCUCUGCAAGGUCUGGAUAAUAAUAACGGAGGGGUGUGCAGGACCAAAUCCAUGAAGCUGGUGCUGAGAGUCGGCCAGAACUCUUCAGAUCCACCUUCAACACUUCAGGAGUCCCCCACCAGAUUCCCACCCACACGACCGAAGUCCAAGGCCAAGGACGCCUCCACGAAAGAAAAGGAUAUAAAAAGCACAGCCGAUGCAGGACAAACAAACCCCAGCUCUGACCCAGGACUGUUGGUGUGGAUCGUCUCUGGUUGUGUGGUCCUCGUUCUGGUCAUCGCGGUCGUGCUGGUCGUGCUGUGGAGGUACCAUCGGCGCCGCUGCAUCCCGGAUACUCAGCAGUCUGCCUCGGUGUCCCUCAACACUCUGGCUGUGCCGAAGCGGGACAGCAUCAGCAGCGACAACGCCGGCUCAGACCGCAGCGAUGUCGUCUUUCCUCUGCGGGCUUCUGACAGCAUGAUCUGCCGCCACUAUGAGCGCGUGAGCGGCGACUAUGGGCCUCCUGUGUACAUAGUUCAGGAGAUAAUGCCCCAGAGCCCCACCAACAUCUACUACAAAGUCUAACAUUUACUGCUCUGUUGACAGACAAUAUGGUGGUGAUCAUUAAAUUUCAGCCACUUUGGACACGCUCAGUCUCCAACACAAUACUCCCAUGGAUGAGAUAUGAAGAAAUGUGUGGAGCAAAUCUGAGAACUGUGCCGCGCUGAUCAUCUACAGUCAUGGAAAAAAAUAUUCGACCACCCUUGUUUUCUUGUUCAUUUUAAUGCCUGGUAGCACUAAAGGUACAUUUAUUUGGACAAAUUUAAUGAUGGCAACAAAAAUAGCUCAUAAAAAUUUAACUGAUAUUUAGAAAUUUUCUAUGGUUUUCUUGAUAAUCAAAAUCACUUUAGUUCUUCCAUCAAUGGCAUUGUGCUGCCAAAAACAGCUUUUAGGCAUUCCGUGUUUUCUUUUCUGUCUGUUUUAGUCACAUGAUGCACACAGGAGUUAGUACUUGAUUGCAUAACCAUUGUUUCUGAUGACUGCAGCCAUGCCUCUUGGCAUGCUCUCCACCAGCUUCUGAUCACAGCAGCCCAUUCCUGUUGCACAAAUUCAAACCAAUUAGCUAUGUUUUGGGCUUGUGGUUCUUCAUUUAGCAUUUGAUGAUUUUGCACAGGUUUUCAACUGGAUUUAGGUCUGGUGAUUGAGAAAGUCAAGGCAUUGUUCCAACGUUCUGGUUCUCUGUCCAGGGUUUAACUGACCUUGCUAUGCGGCAAGGGACAGGUAAGGCAGGAAAGAGUUUUCCAGCUGAUGAAAGAAGACUGUUUUCAAGGAUAGCCCUGCACAAACCUGGUUCAUUUGUCCUUCACACAAUUGCAUUUGCCCUGUUCCACUCAUACUGAAACAACCCCAGAUGGUCACUGAUUCACCCUCAUGUUUUACUGUAGGGGCAGACAGUCUGGUUUGUAGGUUUCUCCAGGCUUCCUCCUAACCAAUUAGUUGACUGGAGUGGGCAUCAACUGAAAAUUGGAUUCAUCACUGAAGAGAACCAGCAAAGAGUAACUGGACUUUCUUCUGCCUUUCGUUGAUGAAGGACUUCUGGAGUUCUGACAAUGAUUCCUGACAGGAACGGAUGAGUGGACGGACAUCCCGUAGGGUAGAAAAACGUUUCCUGCCGUAAUAUGUUGGGCUUGUUUUUUCUUGGUGUAAUGAACGGCUGUCUUGGAGAUCUUCAGUUUCUUCGCUACUUGUCUCUCAGUCAUGCCAAUGUUCAGCAGUGCCAAGAUGGCUGCCUUUGUGGCUUCACAUAAUUCUUUUGUUUUAGGCAUUAUGUGAGCACUGACAACUUCUGAGUUGUGCUACGGCUUGAAUGUAAGCAGGAAACCACUCUAGGCCUUUGCAUGUGCAGUGCUGCUUAUGACAUGAAAUGUCCUCCUAUAUACCCUGGGAACACAACUGGG